UACAAAGAUACACAGUCCUCCUCUGUAUUCUUAAAACAAUGGACUUCCACAACCACAGGUGAGCCAAUCAUAACGUUUUUAUCAGAUGCCAAGGCAAAGAGCAGGUGCAAUCCACAGCAUGGACGAUAGUACAGUAGCACCUCCAAGUAAACUUCACUAAGCUCACUCUCAUCUGAAGCAGAACACACAACACAUUUUAACUGACGCAUCACGGUAAAAUUCCAGAGCUGUAAAAUUUGUAAAGCCCCUGUAACUGUAACACUGCAGACAAACACCCUCCCCUGGUUCCUCACUGUGUCUCACUGCAGCAGUGCAGCAUCAACAUGCAGUGACAACCUCUCAAACUGCUUAAAUACAGCACCCGGCCUCUCGCAACCACUAACCACAGCUCCACCCCCUGCUCCGAUCCUGAUCAAGCUCUCUUCCAGCUCCAGCUUCACCGCACCUCGCCGGCCCGGCCAUGGAGGCAGCAGUAGAGUGCGCCAAGUGCGAGUGCUGCGGCCUGGUAGAGGACUGCACCCGUGAUUACAUCCUGGGCGUGCGCGCCGCCUUCGGCGGGCGGUGGCUCUGCGGCCUCUGCUCGGAGGCGGUGCGGGACGAGGCGGCGAGGGGCACGACGGCGACGAAGCCGAGGGGCCCUGGCGCUGGCGCUGGCGCCGCCGGCGCGGCGGGGCUGGAGGAGGCGCUCAGGGACCACAUGGCCUUCUGCGGCAAGUGCCGGCGGAGCCCCGCGUUCCGGGUCGCCGACGGCAUGCGGCAGAUGCUGCGGAGGUGCUCCAAGUGACGGCGCUGCGUUCUGCAUCGCAUUGCGCGACGCGGCGUCGAUCCGAUCAGAGCGUCGUCUAGCGAGUCUUGAAGAAGACGAACAGCCGAACAAGAUGAACACGCCAUUAUCUGUGCAAGUAAGCUAGCACUAUGUGGAAGGAAAUGGCACGGCGGUUUUGGCGUGUUAGUGAUAUCCGUAGGUGUUGUAAGCUAAGCUAGAACGCUACUAGUAGAUCUUAGCUAAGUCAUCAGUGCCGUCGUUAGCAAUUGGAGUCUUAGGAUUGGAAGGCGUCCGUACAUUCUUCAGGGCUUCAGACUACAGCACUGUUUCAAUAAGCAAAAACUAGUAAAGUACGUGUAUGAUUUUCACGGAGCAGAAAAUAGUGCUCCUGCAAUGCAUAUUUCUUUCAGUGAGAGAGGGUAAGAUGACCAUUUCUGGCUCUCUCUCGUUCUCGUAUC
Messenger RNA from Setaria italica (foxtail millet), 1224 nucleotides. RefSeq lists its product as uncharacterized. NCBI's taxonomy places the organism in Eukaryota, Viridiplantae, Streptophyta, Magnoliopsida, Poales, Poaceae. The transcript has a single exon. Bases 461 to 784 code for a protein of 107 amino acids. The record is from RefSeq and is a predicted model, not a curated record.